UGGGCAAGUGGCCAUUAAUUUUGGAGCAAGCAAGCGACAGCGGCCCCUGCCAUUCCCGGGGCGCAUGGCCGCUCUUGGCCUGUCCCGGAGUCGCGAGGGAGACGGGGUGGAGGAGACCAUGGCUGUUCCGAUCUCCGAGAAGGACGAGCACGAGUCGGACGACGCCGGCGGGGGCUGGAUACUGCUCGAGGACGUCGCCGAGGUCGCGGGCGAAGCUGCGCUGCAGAGAAGGCGCAGGGGCGAUGAGGCGGAUGACGUCAGCACCGGAGACCGGAAGCAGCAGCGCCUCGGUGCGCCCGAAGACGGGCACACGUUUGACGUCAUCGUGCGCGGCGGAGGCCGCGACCUCUCGCGGAACAAGCUCGGCCCGGAGAACGACUUGUGGGUGGUCGACCUGGACCUCGCCGUCUGCGUCCCUAUGGUUGUUGUUGCAGUUGUCGCUGCGGCCUACAUCGUGAGCUCGGUCCUCUUCCGAGCCAUGAGCGCCCCGGAGGUGCCGGCUCUGCUCCUGGCCAGGUUGCUGGCCUACGGCUGCGCGUCCAACGCCGUGUCCUGGUCCAAGCCGCACCGCGCCGACAACCACGAGCGCUCCGGGGCGCUGUACUUCAAGUUGUGCCUGCGCGCGUUUGCGUUGCUCGCCUGCUGCGGCGUCGACGUUUUCCUGCUGUCUCACGGCGUCCCGGAGUUGCUCGAGCGCUUCAACACGACCGCCAGGCUGUUAGUGGGCGUGACGGACGGCGACUGCUCGACUUGCGCAUCGUCCGACGGCGGCCCGAUACCGGAUUCGUGCACGGCGGUGCCGUUCAAGAAAUUGAUCGCAGACGAGUCCUACGUGCGCAUUUUCCUGCGCCUCUACGAUGUGCUGGCCACGCCAGGGUACAACGAGCUCAUCGAGAAGGCCCAGCAGAUGGGACUGCUGCAUUGCCCGAAAUGCGUCGUGGUCCUCUAUGCAACUUUCACGUGCACCGUGACGAUCGCCCUCGUCCUGGCCCUCCUGGUGGUCGUUCUGCAGGCCAAGUCCGCGAGCGUCAAGGUCACCUCCACCUGGAACAUCUGCUGGCAGCGGCACCGGAGCCGAGGACUCGUUCGCUUCUGCCGGGAGAUGCCGCGUCUGCUCUCUCGGUGCCUGCUCGACUGACGACAGAAGAAAAGGAGAAAAGACGGGCACACCGACCAAUAAAUUUAACACGUUUUGCCUACUAACAAGUGCAUUUGAAUAUGUCUUGAGUCUUAAC
Messenger RNA from Dermacentor albipictus, 1235 nucleotides. RefSeq lists its product as uncharacterized. The record is from RefSeq and is a predicted model, not a curated record. NCBI's taxonomy places the organism in Eukaryota, Metazoa, Arthropoda, Arachnida, Ixodida, Ixodidae.